This is a messenger RNA of Stegodyphus dumicola, 880 nucleotides long. Its product is annotated as deoxyadenosine kinase-like. NCBI's taxonomy places the organism in Eukaryota, Metazoa, Arthropoda, Arachnida, Araneae, Eresidae. Gene Ontology annotation, molecular function: ATP binding; deoxynucleoside kinase activity. Gene Ontology annotation, cellular component: cytoplasm. Gene Ontology annotation, biological process: nucleobase-containing compound metabolic process. The record is from RefSeq and is a predicted model, not a curated record.
UUUUCUUCCGGCCCUCAGAGUUUUUUCCCAGCCAACUCGAUGGACAAGAUAGGAUUUAAUUCUUUCUAGAAUGGACUCUCGUCUGCCUAUUUAAACCCUCUACUAUUGGAAUAGGUGAGCCAAACUUUUACAUUUAGUAGCAAGAAGGGUACUCUCGCUUUUUAGGAGAUUUACCCGUACCCCCCCAAAAAUAAAAAUAUGAAGCAGAUGAUUGUGUGUAUAGAUGGUUUAAUUGGAGCUGGUAAAUCCAGUAUCAUGAAACGUUUAAAAAGCAACUAUCCCUGUUUUGAAGAACCCAUUGAAAAAUUUACGCUUUUAUCUCAUUUCUAUGAUGAACCUCAAAAAUACCAGAAGGCUUUUCAAUUUCAAGUUUUAUUAUCUCAGUUUGAUCAGAAAGAAAAGUUUAAAGAUAUACCUGGUCUUAUCAUUGUUGAACGUUGUCCCUGGACAUCGAGACACGUCUUUAGCGAAUUGAUAUUUGAUAAACCGACCAUGGACAUUUACGAUGAGUUAUAUAAAUCCCUGACGUACGAUGUGGAUUAUUAUAUUUAUUUACAAAUCGAUAGCUUGGAGGCAUACAAACGAAUAAAGUUGAGAAAUAAAUCCGAGGAACGUAAUAUUACAUUAGAAUAUCUCACCAAAUUAGAAAAUCAAUAUAAAAAAACUUUACUUAAAGAAAAAAAUGUUUACCUUGUUGAUGCACACAGAAGUAUAAAUGAAACGGUAAAGGAUAUUCGGAAAAUUUUACAGUCACUCUCUAGUUCCAUCCUGUAAUUAAACGGGUCGCUUACAAGUCACAUCUAGAAUAUUGACGAUAUUCCAAGAUGAAAAAUGUCGACACACUGUGAAAAAAAAAAAAAAAAAAAAAAAAAAAAAAAAA